UUCCUCCCCGCUCCCGUCGUGCUCCGCGGUGACCUACGCGGGCGCGCUGCGGGAGCCGCCAUGAGCGCGGCGCUGGCGGUCGCUUGGCAACGGCUGCGCGGAGCGGCCUGGGGGGGCCGCGCUGCCGCCCUCUGCCGCGGCCUACGGACCGGCCCGCAGGACCUCGCGGAAGCGGCGGCCGCGAAGGAGGCGGAGACGCAGGACGCGACCGACCUGAGCCCUUUAAUCCUGCAGAGGAGCUCCAUGAGAUGGAACGGAAAGGUCUAUGAAGAGAUCCCCAUAGCUCACAUCAAAGCUACAUACAACAACACCCACAUCCAAGUGGUCACCUUUGACAACACGUCGCUGGCGCACACAUCCUGCGGCACAGAAGGCUUCCAGAAUGCCAAGAAGGGAACUGCCAUCGCGGCACAGACCGCAGCCAUGGCAGCAGCAGUGAAAGCCCGUGGGAAAGGUGUUCUGCAUGUACGAGUGAUGGUGAAAGGAUUGGGACCGGGACGCAAAGCCGCCAUCAAGGGUUUGACAAUGGGAGGUUUGGAGGUCAUCUCCAUCACUGACAACACCCCAGUGCCACACAACGGCUGCCGCCCUCGGAAGGCCAGGAGAAUGUGAAGGGGGAGUGGAAGAGACACACAGUGUUCAACACCAGUUCAUGCAGCAGGGGCUGAACGUUGCUCCUGUGAUAGAUUCUGGGAAUCCACCCUCCCUGGAAAUACUUGUUAAGGGAAGCUUGAAGAAGAGAGACCAUCCUGGGCCUUAAAAGCCCAGGUGGUAAAAGCAGGAACAUGUGUACUUCCUUAGUGGGAAGCCUCUUGUGUGUAAAGUUUGUUGAUUAAAAUGUUGGUCUUUUGACAGCCA
This is a messenger RNA of Strigops habroptila (Kakapo), 858 nucleotides long. RefSeq names its product mitochondrial ribosomal protein S11 (gene MRPS11). Gene Ontology annotation, molecular function: small ribosomal subunit rRNA binding; mRNA 5'-UTR binding; structural constituent of ribosome. Gene Ontology annotation, biological process: translation; ribosomal small subunit assembly; maturation of SSU-rRNA from tricistronic rRNA transcript (SSU-rRNA, 5.8S rRNA, LSU-rRNA). The record is from RefSeq and is a predicted model, not a curated record. Gene Ontology annotation, cellular component: mitochondrial small ribosomal subunit; ribosome. Bases 61 to 612 code for a protein of 183 amino acids. NCBI's taxonomy places the organism in Eukaryota, Metazoa, Chordata, Aves, Psittaciformes, Psittacidae. The transcript is spliced from 6 exons.